AUGCACACUUUGGUAUCGAUUCUUUUUGCUGUGGUGGUUGCACUCUCAAUUGUUUGUAACCAACCACAUGCUGUUGCAGGAGUAACAACACCAUUCUAUCCAAGCUAUAAUGUUUCUACCAUUGCUGGUGGAUUGAAUGUAAAGGGAGAGGGAUAUGAUCCUUUACGUGUCUCUCUUUACUCACCAAGUGCAGUUGCUAUACAUCCAAUUACUCAACAUGUGUACAUUGCUGAAAAUACUUUAUUCGGAUCUUUUUUCAAUCCUCUUUCAUAUGGUGCAUUCAUUCGAAAGAUUGCGAAUGGAAUUGUUACAACGUAUGCAGGAACUGGUUUUGCCAGUUCAAAUUAUGGCGAUGGAGCAUUGGCUAUUAAUGCCAUGUUAAUGAAUCCGAUGGGAAUAUCAUUCAGUGCUAAUGGGGAUUUGUAUCUCACAGAAGCUGAAAAACAUAGAAUUAGAAAGAUAUUCACUAAUGGAACUAUUGUUACUGUUGCUGGGGUUUAUGGAACCGAAGGGUACAGUGCUGAUGGUCAAUUGGCAAUUAAUUCCAACUUGAGAUUUCCUUUUGGUAUUAAUGUUGCAAAUGAUGGAACUGUUUACUUUGCUGAUUCUUUUAAUUGUUUACUUAGAAAAAUAGGCGCUAAUGGAAUUAUUUCAACCAUUGCUGGAGUUUAUGGAUUCUGUGGAUACAAUUCAGAUAACGUUAUUGCAACUUCAAGUUAUCUUAGUCGUUUUCGCUCCUUUGCUAUAGCAUCAAAUGGUGACUUUAUUAUUGCUGACUAUGAAACUCAUAGAAUUAGAAGAAUUUUUAAAUCCAAUUCUACAAUUAUUACAAUAGCAGGAUCAGGCACUGCUGGCUAUUCAGGAGAUGGAGGGUUGGCCAUCAAUGCAUUGAUAUCAUAUCCAUUUUCAAUUACCACCACUUCUAAGGGUGAUAUUUUCUUUUCUUCUGAUGGUGAAUGUGUUGUAAGGAAAAUAGAUUCGAAUGGAAUUAUUUCAACUAUAACAGGAAAUGGAAUAUGUCCUGUUUCUCCAGUAAUUGGUGAUCUUGGAAAUGGUGGGCUAGCAAAGAAUGUACAAAUUAAACCAUUUUCCCUCACAGCCAAUUAUACCUCUGGAGAUUUAUAUAUUGUAGAUCAAUACAAUAACAGAGUGAGACUUGUUUCUUAUAGCUCAGGAAUUAUUACAACUAUUGCAGGUCAUGGUGGCUCAUUUUCUGGAGAUCGUGGAUUGGGAAUAAAUGCUCAAUUAGCACAACCACAACAUGCAGUAGCUGCUAAUACUGGGGAAAUAUAUAUUGCUGUAACAUUUGCGGGCAAUGGCACAAGUGGAUUUAGUGGAGAUGGGGGUUUGGCAAUUAAUGCCCAAUUAAACUCUCCUCGUUGUGUGGCAGUCAGUGGCUCAGGUGAGGUCUAUAUUGCAGAUUCUAUGAAUUCCCGAGUUCGCAAGGUUUCAACGAAUGGAAUAAUAACUACAAUUGCUGGAAAUGGAGACAAAAACAUUGUCCCUGAUGGAACACUAGCAAUCAAUGCUCCAUUGGAUGUUCAAUGUAUUGCUCUAUCACCAAUAACUGGUGAAAUUCUUGUUCUUACAUCUGCCAAUCCAAGACUUUACAAAAUAACACUGAGCGGAACUGUGUACCCGGUUGCAGGAACUGGAGUAAGUGGAACUUAUGGAAACAAUGUUCUGGCCACAUCUGCUCAAUUACAAUACACUUCCUCAUUGGCAAUUAGUAGUUUGGGUGAUAUUUUUAUAUCUGAAAAUUUUAGAAUAAGAAAAGUUUCAGCAGACACUGGAAUUAUUAGUACUGUUGGUGGGUCAACUAGCUCCUGUGAUGAAUUUGCUAUUGGAGUUCCAGCUAUUGGUGCCUGUAUGCACACGACUAGUGUAGCUGUUUCUAAGAAUGGAGAUUUUAUUUACUAUACUAAUGAACAUUCGAUUCGGGUUAUUGGUCCUGAUGGAAAUAUUAAUGCUGUUGGAGGAGAUGAUUCAAUUAAUGGAUUAUAUGGUGACAUAGGCAACUCUACAAGUGCCUUAUUCAACUAUUUAUAUCAAACAACUUUUAUUGCCAAUAGUGGAGAAAUACUAAUCAGCGAUAAAGGGAACAACAGAAUAAGAAGAUUGGCUCCUUACUGUCCGAGUGGUUAUGGGCUUAAUGGGAAUUUCACUCAAUGUAUUGCCUCCUGUUUUGGAGUUUCUAAUGAGCUUACCACUUGCAGUGGCCAUGGAUUGUGUAACUCUCCAAAUAAUUGUACCUGUUUCAAUGGAUUUUCUGGGCUUAAUUGUCAACUUGCCAUCUGCUAUGGUAAAUAUUCUAAUGAUUCAAAUGUGUGUUCAGGUAGGGGAAACUGCUCUCUCCCCAACACAUGCUCAUGCUCGAAUGGGUAUACUGGAACUGAAUGUCAAAUUACAGCAUGCUUUGGAAAAUCAUCAGCAUCUUCCAACGUUUGCUCUGGAAAAGGAGCCUGUUUAAGUUCUAAUAAUUGUACUUGUAAUGCAGGAUAUUUUGACUCAGAGUGUCAAUCAUAUUUGUGUGCAGGUGUUAAAAACACAGUGGGAAAUGCAUUAUUCGGGCUCGGUUGUGGUAAUGGAACUUGUGUAGGUCCAAAUUUAUGUUCAUGUAAUUUAGGAUAUGUUGGAAGUAAUUGCCAAUAUACUAUCUGUAAUGAUGUAGCCUCAAACAACAGUAAUAUUUGUAGCUCAAAUGGGUUAUGUAUCUCACCUGAUAUCUGCCAUUUGCAGAAAUUGACAUUGGUUUCCUCUAUAUCCAAGUUUGCAUUGGCAGUUGUUAUAGGAAAUACAAUCACCAAAAGAGGAACAAACGGUGGUGUCAUUUUGCAAUUUUCCAUAACAAAUAGCAAUAUCGCAAUUUGGACCAGUAUAUCCUGUAUUGCAGGAACAUAA
Messenger RNA from Naegleria gruberi, 2901 nucleotides. RefSeq lists its product as uncharacterized. Gene Ontology annotation, molecular function: protein binding. The coding region runs from base 1 to 2901 and encodes 966 amino acids. NCBI's taxonomy places the organism in Eukaryota, Heterolobosea, Eutetramitea, Acrasida, Naegleriidae. The transcript is spliced from 7 exons. The record is from RefSeq and is a predicted model, not a curated record.